AUGGCCACUACUCUCCUUAAUUCAGAUCUACCUAUGGCUUCCGAGGCUCGCAGCAAUUGGGUCGUCCAAAAAUUUGGCGGCACAAGUGUGGGCAAGUUCGCGCUCAACAUCAUUGAACAGGUUAUCGAACCCAGCCUCGUGGACAAUAGAGUGGCCGUCGUCUGUUCUGCACGAAGCAGUUCUACAAAAGCCCAGGGCACUACCAACCGACUAUUGCGGGCAGCGCGGGACGCCGAAAACACUCAAUCGGGACAAUACAAGACUUUGGUAGAGGCCGUCCGCUUGGAGCAUGUCCAAGUUGUCCAGGAACAAUUGAAGUCUGUCGAAUUAAGAGAUCAAGUGAUCGCAGACCUCACGGCAGAAUGCGAACGAGUACUCAAGGUCCUCGAGGCUGCCCAGACCUUGGGAGAGAUCAGUGCCCGCUGCGUGGACAAGGUGAUGAGUGCCGGCGAGAAACUAAGCUGUCGAGUCAUGGCUGCUCUCUUGCAAGAUCGCGGGGUGGAUUCACAAUAUGUGGAUCUGUCUGAAAUUGUCGAUUUUCCCAUUGGGAACAGUGGUCUGGAUCAAGACUUUUAUAAUAAACUGGCAGCGGCUUUCGGAGCCAAGGUCGAGGCCUGCGGACAUCGAGUACCUGUCAUGACUGGAUACUUUGGUAACAUCCCCGGCGGUCUGCUCGACCAGAUUGGUCGGGGAUACACUGAUCUCUGUGCGGCCCUGGUCGCCGUAUGGAAGGAGGUGGAUGGUAUCUUCACUGCAGACCCGCGCAAGGUUCCUACAGCUCGCCUGCUCCCCACUAUCACCCCCGCCGAAGCCGCCGAGUUGACCUUCUACGGAUCUGAGGUUAUCCACCCGUUCACCAUGGAGCAAGUCAUCCGCGCCAAGAUCCCCAUCCGCAUCAAGAACGUCAUGAACCCCAAGAACCGGGGCACCAUUAUCUUCCCUGACUCUGUGGCUGAAUUGGAGAGAACCACACCAGGACAUGAUCCCCGUCUGUUCCGGACGCGGAGUCCCAGUUUCAUGCAGCGGCCGAAGCGGCCGACGGCAGUGACCAUCAAGCAUAAUAUCCUGGUGAUCAACGUGCAUUCCAACAAGCGAUCGCUCUCUCAUGGGUUCUUUGCGGGCAUCUUCUCUGUCCUGGACAAGUGGCGUCUAUCCAUCGAUCUGAUCUCCACCAGUGAGGUCCAUGUGUCCUUGGCACUUCACUCAGAAAUGCCCCUCCUGAACGGAAACGGAAGGGAUGAUGAGUAUCAUGUCAUUAAUGAAGAUCUGAAGGGGGCCCUGAAUGAUCUGGGGAGGUACGGAACCGUGGACAUCAUCCCGGACAUGGCCAUCCUCAGUCUGGUGGGCAAGCAGAUGAAGAAUAUGAUCGGUGUCGCCGGUCGUAUGUUCACUACUCUUGGGGAGAACAAUGUGAAUAUUGAGAUGAUCUCGCAAGGUGCCAGUGAAAUCAAUAUCUCUUGCGUCAUUGAAGAACGAGAUGCCGACCGAGCCCUGAAUAUCAUCCAUACCAGCAUGUUCACCUUUUUGGACUAA
Molecule: messenger RNA, 1533 nt
Organism: Penicillium soppii
Lineage: Eukaryota; Fungi; Ascomycota; Eurotiomycetes; Eurotiales; Aspergillaceae
Product: aspartate kinase
Exons: 5
Coding region: 1-1533 (510 amino acids)
Molecular function (GO): aspartate kinase activity
Source: RefSeq, a predicted model, not a curated record